UAAUCUAGUUCUAGCUUUUAUGUACAUGACAUGGCUGACGAUUGUAACAGAAUGAAUUACACGUUGUGGUACUGUAUCAAUGAAACUAACUGGACUAUCGAUUGCCAAAAGAAUUUCGGGUGGUCUGAAGAUUAUAUACCUUUAAGAUUUCCAUUAUACAUAAGAACGUGCGCUAGUAUAGUUUGUGGUUUAAUCUUAACACUUGGUACUAUAGGAAAUUUAAUGGUACCUUUAGUAGUGUUUAAAAAUAAAGAAUUAAGAAAUUCGACAAAUAUAUUCCUCAUCAAUUUAAGUAUUGCUGAUUUAUUAGUACUUUUAGUUUGUAUGCCAAGUGUAUUGAUUGAACUUCACUCGAAACCAGAAGUUUGGAUACUUGGAGAAGAAAUGUGUAAAACAGUACCAUUUGUUGAACUGGUAGUUGCGCACGGAUCUCUCUUGACCAUACUUGCAAUUAGUUUCGAACGAUAUUAUGCAAUUUGUAGACCAUUAAAAGCUGGAUACACAUGCACCAAAAUGCGUGCCCUUGCAGUCAUAAUAGCAGUGUGGAUGAUAGCAUUUUCAAUAACCUGUCCAAUUUUGGCUCUUACAGAAUACACGUAUGCCCAUUACGUAGAUGGUAGCUUAGUGCCCGUUUGUCUAACUUCUGCCCAAAGCAUGUGGCACAAGAUAUAUUUUCUGUCUACUUCAGCUGCUUUUUUCUGGGUUCCAUUAAUCGUUCUCGUUGUUAUAUAUGGUGUUAUAGCCAAACAUCUCAUGAAUAGUAGAUGUUUAAUAAAAUCUAGUAUGGAACACACGCAGAUGAAGGCAAGAAAACAAGUGGUGCUAAUGCUUUCCACUGUUGUUUUUUGUUUCUUCGUAUGCCUUACUCCUUUUCGAGUCUUUACAGUUUGGUUAACAUUAGUUUCUCAAGAUAAGAUAGAAGCAUUAGGUAUGGAGACAUAUUACAAUCUACUGUACUUCUGUCGUGUCAUGUUAUACAUCAAUUCUGCAAUUAAUCCAAUACUGUAUAAUUUAAUAUCUUCAAAAUUUCGGAAUGCUUUCUUUCAUUUAAUAUUCUGUGGUACACAUAAACGUUUAAUAAGAAGAACAGUAACUGUUAGCACGUCUACAACGUUAAGAACGAGCAGCACAGGAGGGAAGAGCCAAGUGCAAACUGUCGCAAGUAACACAAUAUGCAAAAUUUCGCCCAAGAAAACGUAUGAUAAAAGUUUUGUAUGAAAAACUAUGCCUAUAUUUUUUAAUUAUAUAAAUAAAUAUAUAUAUACACAAACGUCAAAGUUUACAUCGAGUGAUGAACUUCUUGCCCUACGUUACGAACACUUCUUAUGAUCAAUUUUGGAAUUUCAUUUGUUCCAAUUUAUUAAUAAUUGUAAAUAAACCGUCCUACUUAUU
This is a messenger RNA of Centruroides sculpturatus (bark scorpion), 1392 nucleotides long. Its product is annotated as growth hormone secretagogue receptor type 1-like. Gene Ontology annotation, cellular component: plasma membrane. Lineage: Eukaryota; Metazoa; Arthropoda; Arachnida; Scorpiones; Buthidae. The record is from RefSeq and is a predicted model, not a curated record. The transcript has 2 exons. Gene Ontology annotation, molecular function: G protein-coupled receptor activity. Gene Ontology annotation, biological process: G protein-coupled receptor signaling pathway. Bases 31 to 1218 code for a protein of 395 amino acids.